AUGGCGACAACGACGACGAGAUCCCCAGCCCUCGAGGAACGCCAAACGCGAGUCGUGACACAAACCCUCACCCGACCAUCCACCACCAUCACGGCCGUGGUCACCCUCGGGAGCGAGCCGGCUAUUAUCUCCACACUCAGUCCCAACAGCCCGACCAUAAUUCCUACUCCCACUUCAACCACAUCCACAGCACCCGUCGGGCCCGCAACCCCAAGCAGUCUCACCAACUCACAACUGGGCGCCAUCCUGGGCUCCGUCCUGGGCUUCGCCUUCCUCGUGCUCCUCUUCUGCUGCUGCUGCCUCUCCUGCCGCCGCCGCCGGCCGCCGCUCGAUACGACAUACACCGACUAUGCGGAGUACGAGAGCGACGCUGUUCAACAACAACAGCAACAACAAGAGGCAGCCCGGACGUGGAACAACUACUACGACUACUGGGACAGGCGCCGGGUGGCCACGGGGACGUGGACUACAAGGCCGCCACCCGUCCGGUUCCCGCCCACGCCGCGGUAUUAUGCUCACGCAGGGCCGUAUCACUAUCGCCAGACCAGCGAGCCGCAGAUCCCUGGGCCGGGGGUGAGGCGAUACCACUGA
Molecule: messenger RNA, 591 nt
Organism: Chaetomium strumarium
Lineage: Eukaryota; Fungi; Ascomycota; Sordariomycetes; Sordariales; Chaetomiaceae
Exons: 1
Coding region: 1-591 (196 amino acids)
Source: RefSeq, a predicted model, not a curated record